Molecule: messenger RNA, 2133 nt
Organism: Gregarina niphandrodes
Lineage: Eukaryota; Apicomplexa; Conoidasida; Eugregarinorida; Gregarinidae
Product: putative transmembrane protein
Exons: 2
Coding region: 1-2133 (710 amino acids)
Source: RefSeq, a predicted model, not a curated record
AUGACUGGCAGACGUGGUGGGCAGCACUCAUACGAAACGGAUGGAGGAUUCAGAGCGGACCAUUCACGGCGUGAGCAGGGAUUAUUCGACACGGAUUCCGAGUUCUCCGCAAGAGGUGAAGCUGGCGGAGGGAGUUUUGUUUCCGCUUCGCAUUUCAGAGAGAGUGGACAGCUAUCUUCAUACGAUCCAGACGGAGGUUACAAAGUCCCUAAGGCACUUGGCGGUCGUUCGCAGGCUGAGGAAGCGUCCCAUAACUCGGAUGGAGGAUACCAAGUCCCUAGGACACCGCCUGCCGACAGUCAUGAUUAUACUGAGCUACUAGAGUUUAAAGAAACGGAGGUAGAAUACUUGAAUGUGAGAGAUACGAGCGGCGACGACAAAAGAGGUGAUGGCCGAAGUCACGGCAGCGGCUUUGGAGGCGGUGUCGAAAUAGACAACUUCCAAGGCCGUGGAGGGCGAGGCUCCGGAGGUCUCCAUACAAAGCAAGACUCAGUGGAGGACCAGGCUCCAGCGGUGCCGCCGAGAGGUCGACGUCACGAGGGUUACUCGGCGGAGAGGUGGGCUUCUCGCGCCUCGAUGUUGUUAUCCCCUUCUGCGGGACGCGCGGUGGAGUUGCGUCUGCAAGAGAUGAGCGGAGUGAUCAAGCGGGAGUCGCGGGGUCGUAGCCGUGGUGGGGAUGCGGAGGCGGUGAUUGCCAGGUCAAUCAAGAGUGAUUUGAGAGGGAUCACGGAUGUGCGAACUGCGAACAAGAUUUGUUUAGAAACAUUUGGGCGUAAGAUGUCGGAGUUGCCGGAUGGUUUUGUGUCAGAGGAUGCGACUCAGACAGUUGCCUUCCGUCCCGUGGUACAGGAGGAGCUUCGCGAGAUUUUGGAAGGGGUACCGGAGGAUUGGAAGCCGGUGAUCCGAAAAUCGGCCAUGCCCCUGGACCAACUUAAGGCCGACCUGGCCGCACAAGGACUAGCUACUGACUCCAUAGGCGCCGCGACCGUGGCCACCGCGGCUUUGGGCGUCACGGAUAGACGUUAUAAGGACCCCUUCCCUCGUGGCGAUGAUAUCGCUAGAAUCGAAGACAAGGGAGGCUGCUGCCGCUGCUGUGGUCUGAGAACUAAAUGUUCCCGCUGCCUCUGCGCCAGCGCCGUUAUUGCCGCCAUCGCGGGCAUUACGGGUGGUCUGGGCUACUGGCUCUGGACUAGGGAUCAUGGCACUAAGCCCCAGUACCUACCCAUUAUUGCCUCUUGUGCGGGUGACUCAACGCCUGCUGGUCUGCUGGAGAUGUUUACAGAACUUGACUUAAACAAGACCAGGGUCCCCUACGACAUCUGCAAGUCGACCUUCGCCGAGACCACCACCAACGACUCCAUUUGGCAAAAAAUACUGUCAAGCAACGGUACUAUGUUCGCAGGCAAUAGCACUAUGCCAACAGGCAAUGGCACUAUGCUAGCAGGCAAUAGCACUAUGCUAGCAGGCAAUAGCACUAUGCUAACAGGCACAGGGAAUGAAACUGCACCAGUUUGUUUCCAGGCAAACAUGUGUUCAGGCCGGCCUGGCAAGCUAGUUUGCGCAACUCAAGACAAGGACGGCAAAUUCAACCCGCAAUGCUUCUUUUUCGGAACCCCGCAUCCUGUGGAUCUACUCAGCUCCUGGGAGUUGGUCAGCACCUAUGUAAAGCCGGUUCAUUGCAGUGUUAAAUGCAGUGAUCCUACUGAAGUAUCCAAUCUCGUCAACAGCACCCUUAUGACCAAGCUUCCAAUAGGCCUAGAUUCCAAAUCUAAGGGUACACAAAAAUCGGACGGAAAGGCCAUUAUCUUGGACCCAGAGUCCGCUACCAUACGACGGAAGGCUGCAAUGGAUCGACUGAUAACUCCUAACCCUUAUGUUAACGUCAACAACAACUGCUCCUCCUUCUGUGAGCCUUGUGGAACGAAGGAAAUGGAAUCUAUGCGUAACUGCAACUGCCCAGCUGCUACCGUCGCCUGUACGGUACAGGAUGAGUUCAACAACGUGUUCGACUGGACCGCCGUGUCCGACUCCAACACGUCCUUGAUCAAACUGUUUGACCGCGUUACGGCAUUCACCAGGAAGGGCGUCAAGGUCCGCAAAUGCGCCUAUGAAUGCAGCUGCUCAGGGCACUAG